AUGACUACUGCAGUCCUGUCACGUAGUAUCUUCAUACUGACUCUGGUCGGUCUCUGGCAACCCAUCGAUUGGCGCGGCUGGAAGUCUCUCCUCUACAAUUUAUACACUUACUUUGUUGCAUUUGCUAAUUUUGCUUUUAUACUAACUGAGUUGGUAGAUAUAGUAACAAACAGCAGUUCAGUCAACGAUUUAACAAACGGCUUGACCAGGACGGUGGGUCAGCUUGGUGCAUUCGGAAAAGUCAUUGGGAUGAUGUUGAACCGGAAGAUGAUUUUACAAGGAAUUAAACUUUUGGAAUUAAAACCAUUCAAGCUUGAGGAUCAGAAUGAAAACAAUGUUCUGAAGAAAUACAUCAGCAUCUCCAAUUAUUUAACAUAUUUUUACACAGUAGCCUUCACAUUCGGCGGCUCGGGAGCUGUGUCAGCUCAAUUAUCAAUAAUGGAAUAUCCCGACGUCUUGCCUUACAGGGCAUGGUUUCCGUACAAUUAUUCACAACCGAUUUAUUUCCAGACAACUGCAGCCUUUCAGAUAUAUACCUUCUUUCUCGGCGCGUAUGUACAUGCUUCUUUCGACGCUCUGUACUUUGGAAUGAUGUUUUGCGUAAUUAUUCAAAUAAACGUGCUAGAACAUCGGCUUGAAAAGGUAAUGUCUAAUAUGAAGAAAUUACUAACAAACAAUAUCGAUUUAAACGCAAAUGAAGUCAAUCAUGCAUGUGUUAUGCUUAUUGAAGAAUGGGUCAAUCAUCACAACGACGUUUUAAGAUAUUCUCAAAGUAUGUAUGAACUAUUUUCCGGACCAAUAUUUCUUCAAUAUUGCUUGAGUUCAACCCAAAUUUGCAUUACUGUCUACAUCAUGUCCAACGUGCCCCUGUUCUCCGGUAUAUUUGUGAGCGAAAUGCCAUUUUUAAUGGGAACGACAACACAAAUAUUCACCCUCUGCAUGAUAGCUCACCUAGUUACUCUAAAAUUUGAAGAUCUCAAUUACUCUGUGUACAGUACCGAUUGGUUUAAUCUCAACACUAAGCUCCAAAAAUCUAUUUGCGUUAUUAUUUCUCAAACAUUAAAGCCUGUUGUAUUUACUUCGGGAUAUUUUGUAACUUUGUCACUUGAAUCAUUUAAACAUGUAA
Molecule: messenger RNA, 1126 nt
Organism: Cotesia congregata
Lineage: Eukaryota; Metazoa; Arthropoda; Insecta; Hymenoptera; Braconidae
Source: the annotation of a GenBank genome assembly